AUGGAGAGCAGUUUACAGGAUGCAAGUCCACAGCCAAGGGAGUUUCCACUCGAAUACCUACAACGUAUUACGAAUAAUUUUUCCGAGGACAACAUAAUUGGCGAGGGUGGGUUUGGAGUAGUUUACAAGGGAGUAUUGGACAAUGGAGAUGUGAUUGCUCUGAAGAAGCUUACUCACAAAGGGCUUGACGACAAGGAAUUUACAAAUGAGUUCAAUAACAUUAUUAGGGCCCAUCAUCAAAAUAUUGUACAGUUUUCUGGCUAUUGCUACCAUCCCGGUACUAGUUGGGUUAUGCACAAUGGGCAAUAUAUCUUUGCUCAUGAGCCAAUAAGAAUUCUCUGCUUUGAGUAUUUGCACGGUGGAAAUCUUGAGAGUCACCUUUCUGAUGACCAGCCGUGUAGGCCUGACUGGCAGACAUGUUACAAGAUAAUUAAGGGAGUUUGUCAGGGUUUGAAUUAUCUUCAUAACGGACAUAUAGAUUCCAUUUACCAUCUAGACUUAAAGCCAGCAAAUAUAUUGCUGGGAAACAACAUGAUUCCGAAAAUUGGAGAUUUUGGUAUAUCAAGAAUCUUCCCUUCAACAAAAACCGUUACCACCACAACAAGAAUGAUGGGGACAAUGGGAUUCAUGCCACCGGAAUAUAUCAACAAACAAGAAAUCUCACCAAAAUACGAUGUGUUUAGUUUGGGUGCUAUUAUCAUACAAAUAAUGGCAGGACGCCAGUAUGUGAAAAAUGGCAGAAGUUACAUCCAACAAUGUCGUCACAAACAUGGGAAGAAAUUAAAACAUGCAUCGGAAUAG
Triticum turgidum subsp. durum (durum wheat) is the source of this 801-nucleotide messenger RNA. NCBI's taxonomy places the organism in Eukaryota, Viridiplantae, Streptophyta, Magnoliopsida, Poales, Poaceae. The record is from the annotation of a GenBank genome assembly.